Choloepus didactylus (southern two-toed sloth) is the source of this 872-nucleotide messenger RNA. It is a transcript of the gene CSN2, whose product is annotated as casein beta. The transcript is spliced from 8 exons. Gene Ontology annotation, cellular component: extracellular region. The record is from RefSeq and is a predicted model, not a curated record. The coding region runs from base 84 to 872 and encodes 262 amino acids. NCBI's taxonomy places the organism in Eukaryota, Metazoa, Chordata, Mammalia, Pilosa, Megalonychidae.
GAAGCCCUGUCCCCAGGAAUUUUGGUGAAUGCGAUAUUCUCUCUCAUUAAAAUUGUAAUGCAACGCAAUCUGAUCUGGUAACAAUGAAGGUCCUCAUCCUUGCUUGCCUGGUGGCUCUUGCUCUUGCAAAGGAGAAGGAAGAACUUAGCGUAUCUAGUGAGACUGCAGAAAUUCUUUCAAGCAGUGAGGAAUCCAUUACACAAGUCAACAAGCAGAAACUUGAGAAGGUUAAACAUGAUAAACAACAAAGAGAGGAGGAAUUCCAGGAUAAAAUCCACCCCUUUAUCCAGCCACAGCCUCUAAUCUAUCCUUUUGCUAAGCCCCUCUCUUACCCUGUCCUUCAACAAAACAUCCUGCCUCUUGCUCAGCCUGCUAUGAUGCUGCCUUUCCUUCAGCCUGAAAUGAUGGGAGCCCCCAAAGAUAAAGACAGCAUCCCCCUUAAACACAAAGUUAUGCCCAUCCUUAAAUCUCCAACAGUGCCCUUUCCUGGCAGUCAAAUCCUGACUCUGAAUGGUCGUGAACGUCUGUACCUUCCUCAACCUCUGCUCCAGCCCUUUAUCCAGCAGCAACAACCUCAGCCUUUUCCUCAGAGUUCUGUGAUGCCUUCUUGGCUCCAGCUGUCUCUCCCACAGCCCCAAAUCCUGCCUGUUCCCCAGCAAAUGAUGCCCUAUCCCCAGAGAGAGAUGCCUGUCCAAGCCUUUCUGCUGUACCAAGAGCCUGUACUUGACCCUACCGAGGAGUUCUCUAUGACUCAGCAACUUGCCCAAGUUUACAACCCCAUUACUAUUGCUGAACCACUUACACCAAAGCAGCUGCAGCUACUUCAUAAUCAGAAUGAGCUGGGUUAUGUGGUUUCAAUCACUGAUGCCUAA